Aspergillus mulundensis is the source of this 1782-nucleotide messenger RNA. RefSeq names its product asparagine synthetase domain-containing protein. The record is from RefSeq and is a predicted model, not a curated record. The transcript has 2 exons. Gene Ontology annotation, molecular function: asparagine synthase (glutamine-hydrolyzing) activity. Lineage: Eukaryota; Fungi; Ascomycota; Eurotiomycetes; Eurotiales; Aspergillaceae. Bases 1 to 1782 code for a protein of 593 amino acids.
AUGUGCGGAAUCUUCUUCUCGCUGUCCGCGGCUGAGAACCCCGUGCUUCUGGACAAAGACCUACGCUAUCUGUUAACUAAACGAGGGCCAGAUGAGGGCUCAUACAGCAUUGGUGUCCGCGGCGCAGGCCUGAACUUGUUCAACCAUGAGGGUAGUGGCCGGAUAUGGCUUUCCUUCGCAAGCACCGUUCUCGCCAUGAGGGGAGAAGAUAUCAUUCGUCAACCGCUCACAGACAGCGGCAGAACGGGAUCCAUAUUUGCCUGGAACGGGGACGCUUGGAAGAUUGAUGGACAGCCUAUACCUGAGAGGAACGACACGCAGAUUGUUUUCAACCAUUUCCUCCAAGCCACCACGCAGGACUACUCAUCAGAAGACUACAAUGCUGUUUCUAAUCCGGUCCAAAGAAUGGCAGACGCUAUCAGUAAGAUUACCGGGCCUUUCGCGUUCGUCUUCUACGACGCCGUCAACUUCAGACUGUACUUUGGAAGAGACUGCUUAGGGAGACGGUCUCUUCUUUGGGGCCUUGAUGAGGCAGGGAACUUCACGCUAUGUAGUCUGAGUGACGCUUCUUCGCCUUCCUCUUUCCAGGAGGUCGAGGCAGACGGCAUAUAUAUGAUCGAAUUCGAAGAUGACCAAAACGCGGACCCUGAACCGGCCCCAGCUGCAGGCCCUCUACGCUUUGACAUCAAAAACAUACAAAAGAUACCAUGGAGUCAUGAGGUCUUGCCGACAUAUCAUAUGAUAAGUCCCAUUCCUCCAAUGAAUAAGGCAGUCCCCGAGGGCAUUCCCUCGCCACUAACUACUACAUCGUCUGUCCUCAGUGAGCUGGAACGCAGACUCCGUCAGUCGCUGGCAUUGAGGAUUCAAAAUGUGCGCGAUCCUCCGUUUGGAGGGGAAGGCAAUGUCAAGAUUGCCGUGCUGUUCUCCGGUGGCCUGGACUGCACUCUCCUCGCAAGACUUGCCCAUGAUAUUUUACCCGCCGGGGAAACGAUCGACCUUCUGAAUGUCGCUUUCGAAAACCCGCGAGUUGUAGCGGCAGCAUCAAAGGGGCUAGAACAACCUUCAUCUGCAUACGAAGGUUGCCCCGACCGUAUCACCGGACGAGCAGCAUUUGCCGAGCUUCAACGCAUCUGCCCAACUCGCAACUGGCGAUUUGUUGCUAUUGACAUUCCGUACAUCGUGACCGUCACGCACCGCGAUACUAUCAAGCGCUUAAUGCGGCCACACAAUACUGAAAUGGAUCUUUCUAUUGCGUGUGCACUGUACUUUGCAGCCCGCGGUCAAGGCACAGCACACGACAGCCAACGACCUGACGCCAAACCUUCACAAUACACAACACCUGCCCGUGUCCUCCUUUCCGGCCUGGGUGCGGACGAGCUGUUCGCCGGUUAUUCUAGGCACGGAAUAGCAUUCUCCCGCAACGGUUUCGAAGGUCUCAUCGACGAAAUCGAACUCGACGUCAGCCGCCUAGGAAAGCGCAAUCUCGGCCGUGAUAACAGGGUCAUUGCACACUGGGGCCGCGAAGCACGGUUUCCAUUCCUAGAUGAAAACUUUGUCGCCUGGGUGGUGCAAACCCCAGUCUGGGAGAAAUGUGGCUUUGGAGUCCCUAACUCUCCACCAUCAGAUACCGGCAUUGACCCUGAGAAGAAAGCCCUUCGUCUCCUAGCGCUCAAACUGGGCUUGGAAAACGUCUCUCGAGAAAAGAAGCGGGCUAUUCAGUUUGGCUCCAGGACCGCAAAGAUGGAAAAGGGCAAAACCAAGGGGACUGAUGCCUUGGACUGA